Plasmodium malariae is the source of this 765-nucleotide messenger RNA. Its product is annotated as fam-m protein. The coding region runs from base 1 to 765 and encodes 254 amino acids. Lineage: Eukaryota; Apicomplexa; Aconoidasida; Haemosporida; Plasmodiidae. The transcript has 2 exons. The record is from RefSeq and is a predicted model, not a curated record.
AUGAAACAAAUAGUUAAGUCAAUUUUAUUUAUUAAAAUUUUUGCGUUUAUCCUUUUAACUGGGAUAUGUCAUUUUAAAAAUGAUGUGAACACGUUUAAUAAAUCCAUGGAUGGAGAGUACACACUUGGAAGAAAAUUAGAUAUAAAAACAUUUCGAUUACUUGCAAAAUGUAAGCACGAUAAGGAUUCAAAUAUUUUAGAGUUCAAACAAAAUAUACAAAACAAUACAAAGUGCAAAAAAAAGGAUAUAGCUAUUAAUGAAAAAGGGGACAAAGAUAAAAACAAGAAAUCUAAUAAAAGUCCAUUAAAUAAGGCACAAUACUAUACCGAAGUUAUAGAUUAUAAUAAUGGAAUGUUUGAUGGAAAACAUUUUCAUUUUGAAAAAAAAUGGAUUAAAAAAAAAGAUUACGAUAAUUUUCUUGAAAGAAACAGGAGAAUUUGUGAUAUAUCAUUAAGAAAAAUAAGAUUUAGAAAGUAUAGCAUUGGAGUUGCUAUGUUUUUAAUUUUUCUCUUGCUGGGAAUAGGAAUACCCAUAUUAUCAAGUUUACCAUCCUUGAAAGAGGCAUGGGAAAGCAUUACAAACAAUGGAAUAUUGAAAACAUUGAAAGAUAAUGUAGAAGCAUGGGGAGAAAACGUACUUUCCUAUCUUAUUAUAGCAUUAUUUAGCGUACUUAUGGUUAUGUUAGCUAUUAUGCUUAUAGUAGGGUUCUACAAGAUUUUAAGAAAUAAUGAAAAAUAUAACAAAAUUAAGUUAAUAAAGGAGUAA